AACGUCAGCUCAGUUCCUCUAUCUGCUAACGGUACAGCUCUCUCCGCCACUUCUCUUCGCCGGCGCCGGAUUUUCCGUUCAUCCACGGACGGUCACCGCCGGGCGGACAAAUCCAUCUCUUCAGGAUUAAGCUGUUUUCGGUUGGGUUCCUGCUUUCAUGUCAGCUUUAUGCAGCUUAUUUUUGAGUUAAGAGUUACACUUAAUCCCAUAAUUUAACAGUUCCCAUGCAUCAAGAAUUUUUCACUAUGCUCCAUCUCUUUGCCUAGUGAAAAUCUUAUCCACUUCUCUAUUCCCUAGGUUUUCCCCUGACCAAUAUCAUAAUAUAGUAAAAUGUCAUCUGUAUUCUCCAUAUCCUCCAUGGUUCCCUCCUCGAAUAUUAGCCAUUCCAAGCUAUAUAAAUCAAAAUGCAAAAGUUCUCCUGAUCCAAAUUGUGCUUUCACUCAUUGCAAAAUAUCACGUGGAAUCCCUCUUAUUACCAAAAGUAUCCAUCCAAUUUCCAGAAACAAACCACACAGUGCCUUGAAGUUUACUGCAAGAUAUAACUUUGAGUCAUUUGAUGAAGAAAACACAAAAAAUUUUGAUUGGAACGAUGAAAGAGAGAUUGAAGAUACGGGGUCACCAUGGGAAGGGGCAGUUGUUUACAAGAGAAAUCCUUCAAUCUUACAUGUGGAGCACUGCACAACCUUGGAGAGGCUUGGAUUAGGAAAACUUUCAACAGAGAUCUCAAAAUCUAGGGCUUCAGUGAUGGGAUUAGGGGUCACAAAAGCAGUGAAGGAUUACCCUCAGGGAACACCUGUACACAUCUCCAUUGACGUAACAAGGAAGAAGCACAAGUUGAGGCUUGAUGGGCUUUUAAGAACUGUCAUCACCCUUGGUUGCAAUAGGUGUGGUGAGCCAGCUGCUGAAUGCAUUUUCUCCAACUUCUCACUUUUACUAACUGAAGAACCCAUUGAAGAACAAGAGGUAAUUAACAUGGGAGUAAUCUUUGGGGAAGACGACAAACUCAAAACCUCUACUGAAAGUAGCGAAGAAGAUGAUGAAGCUUCAAUCGAUCUGGAUGAUUGGCUGUAUUUUCCUCCUGAAGAAACCGAAAUCGACAUUUCAAAGCACAUUAGGGACAUGGUGCAUUUGGAGAUAACCAUCAAUGCAGUAUGCGACUCAAGGUGCAAAGGUAUAUGUCUCAAAUGUGGUAUAAAUCUCAACACUGCUAGCUGUAAUUGUAGCAAAGAGGAGGUAAAAGAGAAAGGUUAUGGCCCUCUUGGGGUUUUGAGAAAGCAAAUUCAGCAGAAAUGAUGUUAAAGCAAUCAGCAAAACCUAUGUUCUUAUAAAGUACCAAUGUGUUACAGCAACCUGAAAUGAAAUAAAACCCCCUUUAUUAUAUGGAUUUAA
Molecule: messenger RNA, 1389 nt
Organism: Vitis riparia (riverbank grape)
Lineage: Eukaryota; Viridiplantae; Streptophyta; Magnoliopsida; Vitales; Vitaceae
Product: large ribosomal RNA subunit accumulation protein YCED homolog 1, chloroplastic
Exons: 3
Coding region: 331-1293 (320 amino acids)
Source: RefSeq, a predicted model, not a curated record